GAACCGUCGUCACUGGUGUAUCGUUUGGACCGGUAUACCGAGUUACCGGUCGCGCCGAGUGUGGUUUUGAAUCAUCAUAAUAUACAAGAAUUAUUAUUAUUGUUACUGUCAUCUUAGUUUGGAAUACUGACACAAAACCUUCAACAAUACUGUGCCAGAAAAAAAAAUAAACAAAAUCGAAAAUACUUAAACUAAUAUGCUCAAAAAUUAAUUACCAGCGCAUGCUGCCGGACGACUAUCAUGUUGUGCACCGACGUGUCGUCCAACAGGCUGAGGUAUAACAACACGUUGAUGGCGAACCUGCGCAGCCUGAACCUGACGCAGGAAGAUCUGCAGUACCUGAUCAACAUCACGUCGUUCGUCCCGGACGACCCGGACGGGUCGCCGAACCUCCACCACCAGACGGACGCCGGUUGCUACAACUGCGGCGGCGCCGUGAAGAGCUACUCCCUGCUGUUCCGGGCUGUGCACGGCUACGUCAGCCUGUUCCUGUGCUUGUUCGGCGCACUGGCCAACGCGCUCAACAUCGCGGUGCUGACGCGCAAGGACCUGGCCGGUUCGCCGAUCAACCGGAUUCUGUGCGGGCUGGCCCUGGCCGACCUGGCCCUGAUGGUCGAGUACACGCCGUUCACGUGCUACAUGUACUUGACCACCGCCAAGAAGGAGGAGUUCUCGCACGUGGGCGCCGUGUACGUGUUGCUGCACACGUACGUGUCCCAGGUGUUGCACACCACGUCCAUAGCGCUCACGCUCGUCCUGGCCAUGUGGAGAUAUGUCGUCGUCAAAUUACCCAACUCUAUGCACACUAUAUGCUCCGACCGACGAUGUACUAUAGCCAUCAAGUUAUCGUACCUAUUGCCGUUCAUUAUUUGCAGUCCAACGUUUCUAGUAUUCGAAAUACUGGAAACAAAAGUCGUCGAAAACGGCACUGUGGCCACUCUGUACCAUUUGGGCUUGAGCACAAUAGCAAGGGUGAAUCAUGAACUAUUGUACAUGAUACAUCUAUGGACAUAUGCUGUGAUCAUCAAACUACUGCCUUGCCUAAUACUUACCGUCGUUACCAUAUCUCUGAUAAACGCGUUGAGUGAAGCAUCUGAAAGAAAAGCAAAACGACUUCCGACCCAGCAACAAAUGGCUCGUAUAAGGAAUAUGAAACUCAAGAAAAGGAUGGACCGAACAAGCCGUAUAAUGAUUGCAGUAUUGUUAUUAUUUCUUGCGACAGAAUUCCCGCAAGGAAUACUGGGUCUAUUAAGCGGCAUACUGGGAAGGGGCUUUUUUCGAACUUGUUACAAUUUAUUUGGCGAACUUAUGGAUAUGUUGGCUCUCUUGAAUGCAUCGUUAAACUUUGUAUUUUAUUGCUGCAUGAGCAAACAGUUUCGUGUAGCGUUUGGACAAUUAUUCAAAACCCAGCCUAGCAUUAUGUUUAAGCCCAGCAAUAUUUUGGAGACAUUCGUAUAGGAUUUGGGGGAGGGUUAGGACAGGCGGAUUGAAACCGUGAAAAUUAACCGAAUAUUGUCGAUAUGUCUGCUAUUUAAUCCUGAUGGAAAUUACGGGUAAGUUAAUUUAUUUAAUAGUUAUUAAAUAUGUUCAAACAUAAACGUUUAACCCAAUUAUAAUCACCAACCAAGUCAAUAGCUUUUAUAAUAUAAGCUUAAGUUGCUCAAUAGUAAUAUAAUAUAAUAUAGUACCUACCAUAAAUAAAUUAUCUUAUAUAUAUAUGACGAGAUGUCAUAUUUUUUACUAUAAUUAUUAAUUAAAUUAAUUUUCUUGAUUUUUACACUAAUUAUAAUUUUCAUAAUAAUAUAUUUGGGUGUGUUUUUUUAUAGAUAAAUAUAUCGUUGACUCAUAUAAAUUAGACUGCAUUGA
Molecule: messenger RNA, 1866 nt
Organism: Rhopalosiphum padi (bird cherry-oat aphid)
Lineage: Eukaryota; Metazoa; Arthropoda; Insecta; Hemiptera; Aphididae
Product: G-protein coupled receptor dmsr-1-like
Exons: 5
Coding region: 241-1458 (405 amino acids)
Biological process (GO): G protein-coupled receptor signaling pathway
Cellular component (GO): membrane
Molecular function (GO): G protein-coupled peptide receptor activity
Source: RefSeq, a predicted model, not a curated record